Messenger RNA from Eimeria acervulina, 333 nucleotides. RefSeq lists its product as hypothetical. Lineage: Eukaryota; Apicomplexa; Conoidasida; Eucoccidiorida; Eimeriidae. The record is from RefSeq and is a predicted model, not a curated record. The coding region runs from base 1 to 333 and encodes 110 amino acids. The transcript has 5 exons.
AUGCGCCACUCCAAAGUCAACUACUUUGUGGUGGAGUCGGGGGCCAGGCCCUUCGAACAGGUGCGUGCAGAGUGGAACGUGUGUUUAUGGAUAACGGCACUCAAUGGAGCGGCGGUGAGGGCCAGGCCCUUCGAACAGGUGCGUGCAGAGUGGAACGUGUGUUUAUGGAUAACGGCACUCAAUGGAGUGGAGUCGGGGGCCAGUCCCUUCGAACAGGUGCGUGCAGAGUGGAACGUGUGUUUAUGGAUAACGGCACUCAAUGGAGUGGAGUCGGGGGCCAGGCCCUUCGAACAGGUGCGUGAACAUCAGCUUGACAUUCGUUGCCAAGAGUGA